Molecule: messenger RNA, 2625 nt
Organism: Spizellomyces punctatus DAOM BR117
Lineage: Eukaryota; Fungi; Chytridiomycota; Chytridiomycetes; Spizellomycetales; Spizellomycetaceae
Exons: 18
Coding region: 1-2625 (874 amino acids)
Molecular function (GO): protein binding
Source: RefSeq, a predicted model, not a curated record
AUGGAAUACCGCCAAACGAUUCCAGACGCCCACCCUAAACCCAUCCUAGCCCUCCAAUAUAACCCCUUCCGACGUGAAAUCUACAGUGGGGGAGAAGAUGCCAUUAUACGUGUAUGGGAGGAAUCAGGAAAACUCUCUUCGACACUCUCUGAACAUGUUGGGUGGAUCACGGGGCUUUUGUACUGGUAUGAGCAUAAACUGCUAUUUUCAUGCGCGAUCGAUGGGAUGUUGAUUGCAUGGUCAAACGGCAAAGUCCUCCAAAAAAUCGAGACGGGCUCACCCAUCUACUCUCUCGCAUACAACUCUCGUCGUCAACAAAUCAUGGUAGGCUGUAACAGACAAGUCCGCGUCUUCCAACUCGUCAGCACAGAAGAAACACAUACAUCCGAUAUCCUCGAACGGAAAUCCGUAUCCUGUACCGAACACUCUGAUAUCGUGAGUUGUAUCGUGUCGUGUGAAGGGAGGUUUUAUUCUGCUGGGUAUGAUCGUAAGAUUAUAAUAUACGAUAUUCCACAUCACGGAAACCUCAAGCUACGGGUAUCGAAUGUGAUUAGCAAUGCGCACGAUGCGGCGAUUUCUUGUAUGAUUUAUGGUAAAGAUGCUGAUAAUAGCUGGUUGAUUACAGGAUCAUUUGAUCGGUCCGUGAAACUUUGGUCUUUGGAUGGCAACUUGUUGCAAAAGUUUGAUGGGUUAAGUGAUACCGUCACAUCCCUCUGCUACGUCCUCCCUACACAGACGCUAUGGAUCACGACAAAUUCCAAUGUUCCCAUUGUUUACGACCCUCGAAGUGGUAUCAAUGUAUCGGAUUUUGUACGGACGGGAGAAGAAGGGUUUCAGCAUAGUAGCGGCGGGUUCGCGUUUAAACACCUCUUAUUUGUCCCGGAAGUGAAUGAAGUGUUUGCUGCGACGAAUCGCAAGAGUAUCGUUGUGUGGAAAUUCAAUCCUUCUGCGGCUUUGACGGUUUUACCGGGGCAUACCGAUGUCGUCGAGUGUUUGACGUUCACUUCCAAGGAACCAUUAUUAAUCUUUAGUGGAGGAGACGACGGCGUGAUUCGCAAAUGGGAACGUCUGCAGUUGAAUACCUUCAUGUACAGCAAAGAAGUCCUCACCCUCCCGAAAGAAGAAAAGCAAGAAGAAGCCCCUAUGCUCUACACAUUCUCCCGGGACCCCGAAGAACGCCGAAAAAAACAAGCAGCCCUCCAUAAACGGGUUACAGCCAAACUCAACUCUUGGGAACGCGUAGAAGAAGACCCAGCAUCCACACUCUUGCUCACCCAAGAUGCGUUACGAACACUACGUAAAAAAGAUCAUGAAAUUGAUCCGGAAAACAAGAUUUUGAAAUUAAAAAAUAAUCGGAGUUUGGAGGGGCUGGAGAAUCUUCGUCGAAAAAGUCAAGACGAGCCUUCCAAACCGGGCGUCGUGUCCUUGUUGUAUACGAAGACAUUUAACGAUAAAGACAAGGAAGGCGUUGAUCCAACGGGACUGGCGAAUGAUGGUGUAACGAAUCGUGUUGCGGGCAUGUCCCUCAAAUACACAUUGGAAGAACACAAGGGAGCCGUUACUGGAAUUGCAUGUUUUGCGAGGGAUGGGACUCAUUGGCUGCUCAGUUCCGGAUUCGAUCGUCGUAUCUGCAUAUGGGAGUACAUGCCCACAACCGCCCAAUUCCAACGCCACGACGUCUUUCGAAACGCUCACGCAGGGUUCGGUAAAGAAGAACUCGCUGCAGAUGGCAUCAUCCUCGACCUUGCUUACUGCCCAGAACGAAACGAGUUUGCCUAUGCUUCAGCAGAUAAACUGGCUUAUAUCCGUAAAUUCUCACCAAAAGGGACCGAAAUGUUACUACAAGCCAUUUUACAAGGCCACGAAGCCGAAGUCACACAGAUCAAAUGGAACGACAUUCACAAACAAUGGAUAACAGCCUCUGAGGACCGUACGAUCCGUAUCUGGCCUCCAGAAGGUAUCCCCUGUCUCCGCGUCAUCAACAACGACGCACCCUGUACCGCACUCUGUAUCGACAAUGUCAACGGGAGUAUUAUCACCGGGUCCCAAGAUAAGAUUAUUCGUGUGUUUGAUCCGGAUAAAAAGGAUGAGUUGGUGCAAAAGAAUGUGGGACAUACGGAUGAAGUUCGAUGUAUUAUACACAUCCCGGUUCGGAAUCAGUAUGUAUCGGCCUCGUGGGAUAACACUGUGCGCGUAUGGAAUGGUAUGCUACCAUUCAAUCUUUCUUUUGUCAAAAUUUUUCACUUUUUAACACCGUCGAUACCCUAUCCAGCAUACCUCAAAAAAGGACAACGCCGAAUCGCAGCAUCAAAAAGCACUACAUACACCCCCACAGGAACAUUUGACGAACUCGAAGAUUCAGCAACAUAUUCUGACAUUAACCCCCUCAUUAAACCCAAACUGCUCUCCAAACCCCUCUUCAUAACCGACUUAUCCCCAACAAAAGGCUCCCAUAAAGACGAGUACGGGUUACCCACCCAACAAUCUCGACUUGAAGAUGAACUCCGAUCUACACUGAAUGAUCUGGAAAACGCAUUAGCGGCAUCCGAUAAGGCACAGAGUGCUAAACGAGGUAGAGGAACGAAAUCAGAUCGACGAAAAGGGUCUGAAGGACGGAUUGGAUAG